AUGCCUCACCUGCGCCGACAGCCAAAUCCCCACGACCAUCACGCAAACCAAGGACCCGACGGCCUGGGCAGCCUCCGGGCCCAAUUCCAGACUCCUCCCGCGCGGCACACGCCCUCCAACCCAACCUACCGCCACCCGCCGUCAACGGGUCCGAAUGGUCUAACACCCGAACCAGCGGCCGUGAUGGCUCCGCCAGCGUCGCUCAGAAACCCUUUCGCCAUAUUCGGGCGGGAUAGAGACCAGAAUCGACCUGAAACACCGGCGCCACUGCCAGAAGAAGAACGUGUCGAGGAGUUCUUCGAAGACUUUGCUGAAGACCCGCAGGAGAUGGAGGAUGCUGCCGCUGAAGAAGAAGAGCAACAGGAGGAUUCAGAUGACGAAAGCUCGGUGUGGAUUGAUCCAGACGAAGAGGAGGCUCGACGUGCAUUGGAAUCAGGUGAAAUUCAUGAGUCCGAGUUUGAGGAGUCGGAGGACGACGAGGACUACGAAGACGUGGACGUGGACGAGGAAAUGCACGAUCGAGAGAAAUCCUCUUCCCCUCUCCCUCCCAACCUCCGCGAAAUCUCGUCUCUCGCGUCCUGGACUGUCUCUACUUCCAAGCCUGGCUGUGGUGUUUCUGCCCUUCGAAACCCUUCGCCAAUGCAGUACUGGCAAUCCGAUGGUCCACAACCACAUACCCUUACGCUACAUUUCUUCAAACUAGUCGCCGUGGUGCGCAUUCGGGUAUACCUCGACUUCGAAUUGGAUGAGAGCUACACCCCAACCAAAAUGGUAUUCCUCGCUGGCAUGGGUGGGAAUGACCUCGUCGAGUUUGCAACGUGGGAAGGUGACGGGCCGUGUGGCUGGGUCGACGUCCCCCUGACCGGAGUCGGAGGUCGAAACGGAGGCUGGGUGCGCGAAGAUGAAAUGACGCACAACCGCCGGUCGAUGAGCGCGCAGCAACGGUCUCAGGACGGCCCUACAAGGCAGGGGCCUGUAAACGAGAAGAACAUCGACCGACAGGGACAAUCCGUGAAAACCCCCAACGAUAUCUACAAUGGAAAUGUACUCAAGGCCAUGGUGAUUCAGAUGCGCGUGAUGGAGAACCAUCAGAAUGGCAAAGACACUCAUGUACGCGGGUUUCAGGUUUUCGCAUGCGAUGACAGCCGGCGUCGUAUGGCUGUCGCGCCGUCUGCUUCCGCGGAUGGCCGUCCUGGUCAGGCCGAUGCAUCUCGGCCCUCAAGCCAGGGGACAGAUGCUGCACGGACUAGCGUGAUGGCUGCUUAUGGACUGGAACAGCCAGACUGGAUGGGUGAGCCAGUCAUCCGGUGA
Messenger RNA from Penicillium argentinense, 1311 nucleotides. RefSeq names its product anaphase promoting complex subunit DOC1. The record is from RefSeq and is a predicted model, not a curated record. The coding region runs from base 1 to 1311 and encodes 436 amino acids. Gene Ontology annotation, biological process: protein K11-linked ubiquitination; anaphase-promoting complex-dependent catabolic process. Lineage: Eukaryota; Fungi; Ascomycota; Eurotiomycetes; Eurotiales; Aspergillaceae. The transcript is spliced from 2 exons. Gene Ontology annotation, cellular component: anaphase-promoting complex.